Oncorhynchus mykiss (rainbow trout) is the source of this 4642-nucleotide messenger RNA. RefSeq names its product leucine rich repeat neuronal 1 (gene lrrn1). Gene Ontology annotation, molecular function: protein binding. The record is from RefSeq and is a predicted model, not a curated record. NCBI's taxonomy places the organism in Eukaryota, Metazoa, Chordata, Actinopteri, Salmoniformes, Salmonidae. Gene Ontology annotation, cellular component: extracellular matrix.
UGGUGCUCUGCUUGAGCGAGAAUGACCAGCACCAUCCAGCAGCCAAUCGGAAGCAGCUGACUCGUUUGGACAGCGGUUCUCAUAUUUUCCUUGAAGGAGCACUAGGUUACGGUCGAAGAGGAGAAUAUCCGCAGACAACUAGUCAGUGAGGUUGCAGGUGGCGUUUCGAAGCGUUUAGAUGUCUCUACAAUCUACACCAUGCUCUCCUCAAGGUUAGCCUACAUGGGAACCGUGCCUGAAUGAAUAUAUAAACGACAAACCGCUGAAAAUAGGCUACCCGUUGCUGCUUGAAUGGAAUAGAUUAAGAAAUGUUUUACACGAUAAUAUUAAAGGAAUCCGAUUAGGCUAUAUAUGUAUUUAUUGGAUUUAUUUGUUGGGUAUGUAGGUUAUUGACGCAUAGAGGUGAAGGCUAUUUGCACAAACCUUAAGUUACUGAUGUCCAAAUAAACGGGAUGCAACUGAGAAGAGAGGGGCUUGCAUGUCAAUGAGACUCACCUUGCAGUCCUGAGGUAUUGAUGAAAGAAAAACUCUGAACAGUGGGAGACUCACUGUAACACUGGAACUGUUUCAUUGGAACCCCCUGGGCAUAUUUUUCCAUCUGGAUCAUUUUAGAGGGAUUCACCUACAGGUCAACACCCCCUCUGGUUAAUGACAAUCACACAGCUCCCUCCAAGUUCAUCUACCCCUUCUGGUGUCCAACCCUGUGGGUUUAGACAGGUGAACGCAGACAGACAGCAUGGCUAGAGGGAGGUUUAUCUACUGUCUACUAGGCCAGUUGUUCACUGGCCUGAUUCUGUUUUCCGUUGGACUAUCCUCAAUCCAGAGAGAUAAUGAUUGUCCCCAGCAGUGUGUAUGCGAGAUCCGACCCUGGUUCACCCCUCAGUCCACCUACAGAGAAGCCACGACGGUGGACUGCAAUGAUCUCCGUCUCACACACAUCCCAGGCAACCUGUCCAGUGACACGCAGGUGCUCCUCCUGCAGAGCAACUACAUCGCCAGGACCAGUGAGGAACUGGAGCAGCUAUACAACCUGACAGAGUUGGACCUGUCUCAGAACAACUUCAGCGGCAUCCAUGACGUGGGCCUCAGCAACAUGUCCCAGCUCACCACCCUGCACCUGGAGGAGAACCAGAUCACUGAGAUGCCUGACUACUGCCUGCAGGACCUCAGCAACCUGCAAGAGCUCUACAUCAACCAUAACCAGAUCAACAUUAUCUCCCCCAAUGCCCUCUCUGGCCUGCACAACCUGCUCAGGCUCCAUCUAAACUCUAACAGGCUCAAGGCCAUCAACAGCCGCUGGUUUGAGUCUACUCCCAAUCUGGAGAUCCUCAUGAUCGGGGAAAACCCUAUAGUUGGCAUUCUGGAGUUUAACUUCAAGCCUCUUGUAAACCUGAGAAGCUUGGUUCUGGCUGGAAUGGAUUUAACAGACAUUCCUGGAAAUGCCUUUGUGGGACUAGAUAACCUAGAGAGUCUCUCCUUCUACGACAAUAAGCUAGUCAGAGUUCCUCAAAACGCUCUUCAGAAACUACCUAACCUCAAGUUCUUGGACUUGAACAAAAACCCUGUGCACAAAAUUCAAGAGGGGGACUUGAAGAACAUGCUGAGGCUGAAAGAGCUGGGCAUUAACAACAUGGGGGAGCUGGCCUGCAUUGACCGCUUUGCCCUUGAUAACCUCCCUGAGCUCACCAAGCUGGAAGCCACUAACAACCCCAAGUUCUCCUACGUGAACCGCCAGGCCUUCCGUGACCUCCCCGCCUUGGAGAGUCUCAUGUUGAACAACAACGCCCUUAACGCCCUCUACCAGUCCACUGUGGACUUCCUGCCCAACCUGCGUGAGAUCAGUAUCCACAGCAAUCCCAUGCGAUGCGACUGCGUCAUCCAGUGGAUGAGCUCCAACAAGACUAGCAUCCGCUUCAUGGAGCCCCUCUCCAUGCUCUGUGCCAUGCCAGCCAAGGUCAGAGGGCAGCAUGUGAGGGAGGUGCUCCAGCAGGACUCAGCAGCGCAGUGCCUGCCGAUGAUCUCCCACGACACAUUUCCCAACCACCUGAACCUGGACAUCGGCAUGACUGUGGAUCUGGACUGCCGAGCCAUGUCCCAGCCCGAACCGGAGAUCUACUGGGUCACGCCCAUGGGGAACAAGGUGAUGAUAGACACCAUGUCUGAGAAGUACAGCCUCAGUAGCGAAGGAACGCUACGCAUCUCUCACAUCCAGGUAGAGGACUCUGGCAGGUACACCUGUGUGGCACAAAAUGUUGAGGGGGCAGACACUCGGGUGACUGCUGUUAGGGUGAAUGGUACUCUCUUAGACAGCACCCAGCUGAUGAAGAUCUAUGUGAAGCAGACUGAGUCCCACUCUAUCCUAGUCUCCUGGAAGGUCAACUCCAAUGUCAUGACCUCCAACCUCAAGUGGUCAUCUGCCACCAUGAAGAUAGACAACCCCCACAUCACCUACACAGCCAGGGUCCCGGUGGAUGUCCAUGAGUAUAACCUCACACACCUACAGCCUGCCACCAAGUAUGAGGUGUGUCUCACCGUCUCCAACAUCCACCAGCAGACGCAGAAGUCCUGUGUCAACGUCACAACGAAGCAUGCAGCCUUUGCUGUGGAGAUAUCCGAUCAAGGCACUAACACUGCUCUCGCAGCUGUCAUGGGAACCAUAUUCGGCAUCAUCAGCCUGGCCUCUAUGGCUGUGUACAUUGCCAAGCGGUGGAAGAGGAAAAACUACAAUCACUCCCUGAAAAAGUACAUGCAGAAAACAUCCUCCAUCCCACUCAAUGAGCUCUACCCUCCCCUCAUCAACCUGUGGGAGGUAGACAGUGAGAAGGACAAAGAGGUGUCCUCCUCCUCAGAGACCAAACCCAGCCAAGUGGACACUACACAGAGCUACUAUAUGUGGUGAUAGCUACUGGGUCGUUCCACCAAUUCGGUGCCUUUUGAGAAGUGUAACUUGGUAAAAAAAAAUGUUUGAUUUCACCUAAUAUUAUCAUUCUGUCAUAAAGAGCACAUGUUGAACUUCAUUAAAAACACAUUUUCUCAUCUCAAAAGGUUAAAUAUAAAAUUACUAUGGUAAGUGUCUAUUAAGUGCCAAAUAAAGUAACAGGGUUGACGGUAACAGGGUUGACAAUUUCAUCUAAUAUCAGCCAUAAAUCCCCUUGUGACAGGGGGAAUGGAAGCGUGUUGUGUACAACAGGGAAUGCAAGCUUCACAACAAAAUUGAAGUUGUUGAAAUAUUUCUAGCCUGUCUAUUGGUAACAUGCUCAGUUUUCAACCCGCUCAGUUUUCCACCCUCUCAGUUGUCCACCCCAAAACUCCAGAGAAUGGCCAAAAAGAGUAGAAGCAGCUCACCUGCUUUUACACUUUUUUAUAUAUACAUAUAUAUGUAUAUAUAAAAGGAGAGUUCAGUUUACGUAACAAGGUUGACCUUAAAAAUAAGGGACAGAUGAAAAUGAAUCACUAAUCACAUUAAAUAAAUAAUAAUCUUUUGAAAUGACUUUGUCAAAGUAACAAUAGCCAAAAAAAGUAUAACUUUACAAUGAUGGUGAAAACUUGGAGAAAUGUUGGGGUUAAGUGGGUUCAAAUCUUCCUAGAAGUCAGGUCACCGAGGGGGCACAGAGGGUCAUGUAAAAAUGCUGAUUUUUUUUUACUUUACCAAUUCUUUAUUCAUAUGGAAAAUCAGAUUAAUUUAAUUCUCCAUGUGGUCUAUAUUAAUAAAGGGCACUUCAUUUAAUAAACAGAAUUUAAAAAUUAAAUAUUGUUCCACAAUUUCUACUUAAAAUAUCAAAGGGAUGCAAAAGGCACUCAUUUCGUGGAAUGACCCUACUAUAUGGUGAAAGACACUACAUGUGGGGUAAAUCAGAAAUAAUUUUCUUAUAGGAGCACAAGGACAUUUCUUUCGCUUCUUUGUGUGACAGUAAUAUUACUUGUUUUUCUUCUGUUUUCUGCUUUGCUCAUAUGAGGCAAAGGACUGACUAGUAUUUCAGACUUUUUAGCAUAGCACAUUGCCUUUCUUCUCAUGCUCCCUUUUUGACACUCAAUAUGACAACUUUGUUUAGCUCCCAGGACUUGGUAGUCACUGUGCUUUAUUUUUAGUACUUGUUUUGAUAGCACAGCAUGGGUAUUGUAAAGGAUUCAGUCUGGAUCAGCUUGCAGGAGCUGGAAUUGGAUCCAUUUAGAUUUCUUUCUCUGGCAUUAUUCUUAGAGAAUGCAAUGUUUUUUUCUCGUAAAACAGUUUAACUGUUAACUGUUGUGCACUGAAAUAUAUAAACCAAUUUGUCUAUGGACUCCAAUAUAAGCUGACAAAGUACGUUUAGACUAGAUAUACUGUCUAUUGAAAAACGUUAGCAAUCGUUCUGUAAUGUUGUAUCAACUAUAAUUUGAACAACUUUUUUGACAUUAGUAAACAUUAAUUUUUUAUUUAGAACUUAAGUUUGCAGAGAAAACACUGUAAACCAGCAAUAUAAAUAUGAAUGUUUAUUAACUUGGUAAGUAGACAUAAGGCUUUUUAAAUUCUCAGAAUAUUUUAUUUCAUUUUGCUAGAAUCUGUCAACGAUCACUGAUUUUGUUGUGAUUUACACACGCAAAUAUGUUGUAUAUUGAGGAACAAGCAAAAAUAAAAUGUAUUUUCCUCAUAUUUUUUAUACGA